Messenger RNA from Chanos chanos (milkfish), 1554 nucleotides. RefSeq names its product calcium/calmodulin-dependent protein kinase kinase 1, alpha a (gene camkk1a). Gene Ontology annotation, molecular function: protein serine/threonine kinase activity; ATP binding. The record is from RefSeq and is a predicted model, not a curated record. Bases 1 to 1554 code for a protein of 517 amino acids. Lineage: Eukaryota; Metazoa; Chordata; Actinopteri; Gonorynchiformes; Chanidae. The transcript has 16 exons. Gene Ontology annotation, biological process: protein phosphorylation; CAMKK-AMPK signaling cascade.
AUGGCGAUGAGCUGCGAUCCAAGCCGUGGGGGUACAGAGACCGACCCUCAGUUCCAAACCUCCUCAUCCUCCACGGACGCAGAGCUCGCCGAUAAGAUGGCGGCUGUUUCCAUGACGCCCGCCCCUCCUAACGGGACCACCAAUGGCAUCAGGAAUGGGGCGGGGACUAAAAAAGCCCCGCCCCAAAGGCCACACCUGUCGGGCAGGAAGAUGUCUCUCCAGGAGAGAGGGACGUAUCUGUCAGCAGGAGGAGGUGCAGCAGGAGGCGCAGGUUACUCCCACAUAUCUCCACGCGUGGCCCGACGCCCCACCAUCGAGUCGAAGCGAAUCUCCAUUUCAGACGCGCAGGAUUGUACUCAGCUGAACCAGUAUAAGCUUAAGAGUGAGAUUGGGAAGGGCUCGUACGGCGUGGUCAAACUGGCGUACAACGAGGACGAUGACAGAUAUUACGCAAUGAAAGUGGUGUCUAAGAAGAAGCUGAUGAAGCAGUAUGGUUUUCCCCGUCGUCCCCCUCCCCGCGGCCCUAAAGCCGUCCAGGGGGAACAGCCGAAAGUCCUGGGCCCUCUGGAGCGGGUUUAUCAGGAGAUCGCCAUCCUAAAGAAACUGGACCACCUCAAUAUCGUCAAACUGGUGGAGGUGCUGGAUGAUCCAUCGGAGGACAACCUACACAUGGUGUUUGAACUAAUGCAGAAAGGGCCUGUGAUGGAGGUUCCCACAGACAGCCCGUUCACUGAGGACCAAGCACGACUCUACUUCAGAGACGUCGUCCUGGGCAUCGAAUACUUGCACUAUCAGAAGAUUAUCCACAGGGACAUCAAGCCCUCUAACCUGCUCCUGGGUGAUGAUGGUCAUGUGAAGAUUGCUGAUUUUGGGGUCAGUAAUCAGUUUGAGGGAAACGAUGCUCUCCUCUCCAGCACAGCCGGAACACCGGCCUUCAUGGCACCAGAGACUCUGUCAGACAACCGCAAGAGCUUCAGCGGAAAGGCAUUGGAUGUCUGGGCAAUGGGAGUGACACUGUACUGUUUUGUGUUUGGGAAGUGCCCUUUUAUUGAUGAGUAUAUUCUGGCAUUGCACAAUAAAAUCAGGACCAGACCAGUGGAGUUCCCUGACCAGCCAGUCAUUACUGAAGGACUGAAGAAUCUUAUCCUCAGAAUGCUGGACAAGAAUCCAGACACCAGAAUCACCCUUCCUGAGAUCAAAGUUGACCCCUGGGUGACCCAGGAUGGUGCAGAUCCAUUGCCUUUAGAGGAAGAGCACUGUACUGUAGUGGAGGUCACAGAGGAGGAGGUGCAGAACUCCGUGAAAUUCGUCCCCAGCUUAUCCACUGUGAUACUGGUGAAGGCUAUGUUAAGAAAGCGGUCGUUUGGGAACCCGUUUGAGUGUCCGAGCAGAAGGGAGGAAAGGUCUAUGUCUGCCCCGGGCAGUCUCCUCAUGGACUCGUGGCCGUUUCGCCCCACUUUAAAACUCCACCCUUCAUUAAGAAAGGGUAGCAGUGGAGAGGGAGGGAGAGAGGGAGAGCUGGAAGAUCUUCAUGAGGACGAGCCGCCAACCUAA